Trichosurus vulpecula (common brushtail) is the source of this 585-nucleotide messenger RNA. RefSeq names its product cell division control protein 42 homolog. Gene Ontology annotation, molecular function: GTP binding; GTPase activity. The record is from RefSeq and is a predicted model, not a curated record. Gene Ontology annotation, biological process: small GTPase-mediated signal transduction. Lineage: Eukaryota; Metazoa; Chordata; Mammalia; Diprotodontia; Phalangeridae.
AUGCAGACUAAGUAGUGUGUUGUUGUGGAUGGUGCCAUUGGUAAGACAUGUCUUCUGAUUUCAUAUACAACAAAUAAAUUUCCAUCUGAAUAUGUACCAAUGGUAAUUGACAGCUAUGUAGUCAUGGUUAUGACUGGUGGAGAGCCAUAUACUCUUGGACUGUUUGAUAUUGUAGGACAGGAAGAUUAUGAUAGAUUACUACCCCUCAAUUAUCCACAGACAGAUGUGUUUCUUGUCUGUUUUCAAAUGGUAUCCCCAACCUCACCUAAAAAUGUGAAAGUGGGGCAGCUAAAAAAGUGGGUACCAGAGAUUAUUCACCACUGUCCAAAGACUCCUUUUUUGCUUGUUGUGACCCAAGUUAAUCUCAGAGAUGACCCUUCUACUAUUGAGAAACUUGCCAAGAACAAACAGAAGCCCAUCACUAUAGAGACUGCUGAAAAGCUGGCCCAAGACCUGAAGGCCAUCAGAUACAUGGAGUGUUCUGCGCUCACACAGAAAGACUUAAAGAAUGUAUUUGAUGAGGUAAUACUGGCUGGCCUGGAGCCUCCAGAACUGAAGAAGAACUGCAGGUGUGUGCUACUAUGA